Molecule: messenger RNA, 827 nt
Organism: Prorocentrum cordatum
Lineage: Eukaryota; Dinophyceae; Prorocentrales; Prorocentraceae
Source: the annotation of a GenBank genome assembly
UUUUGAAUGGAGAGGGGGCCCAGGAAUUGACUCCGCCGAAUAGGGCAGUGCCACAGAGAGAAAAUGAGCCCAUCCACGUCCGAAUCGCCAGUGGCGCCUAUGAGCGUCCGACACGACGCCCAGCACAGGGCGCGGGGAAGAGCGGGCAGGGAUGGAGGAGAAGUGGCCAUCUCCGGGCCCCCCAGCCACGGAGAGGCUCCAGAGGCCCGAGCCGUACAGCAAGCAACGGCAACAGAAAACGUCGGAGGUCUGAGGGCAGGAAGGGUCUGGGGGCAGGAAUGGCGGAGGACGGAUGGGACGAGAGGAGGCAUGCACGCAGCGGUACAGAAAAUCGCGUGGACCAGCCACGGCCGAGACCACUCCGAAAAGCCCGCUCCGGCUCCCCGAGGCAGGCGUAGGGUACCGGAUGCGGCCGAGGAGUCGGGGCGGAGGCAGGGACAGAGCGCCGCGGGGCAGCCCCGCCAAGGGGAAGAGGAGGUCUCCAGCCGCCGCGGUGCACGCGGGGCGACCCGUGCCGAGCCUGCUGCCAAGAGGAGCGGCGAUCUUAGACGGGUCCUUGGCCGACGCGGGCCUCACGCCACCUGCACAGCUUUCGCCGGGGCCGGGCACUGUGCCAGUGGGCCAGCAGUGGUCCCUGGCUUGAGCCACCGGGGCUGCCUGCCGGCGGUUCCUAUCUGAUCUUCCGCUGCACGCCACAUCGGAGACGAGGGCGCUCACGCGCGACCUUACGCGGGGAGCGUACGCGCCAGUGUCGUUGCAGUUGGACCCGUUUUUGUUCGUCGCCCAGAUAAUGAGUGCACAGGAAACUGAGCAUGACCUGACCUCUC